Messenger RNA from Adineta steineri, 1099 nucleotides. NCBI's taxonomy places the organism in Eukaryota, Metazoa, Rotifera, Eurotatoria, Adinetida, Adinetidae. The record is from the annotation of a GenBank genome assembly.
UAGUCCGAUAUAAUUAAAUGAAAACUAGGAUAAAGGAAUAAUAAUUUAUCGAAAAAAUAAAUAGCGCUUGAGUUUUAUUUUAUUUUCAGAACUUAUACUUCGACGUUAAAUAACACACACACAAAUAACGAUGUUAGUUACUGUAACUGGUGUCAGUUUUCUCUUAUUGUCUUUCACAUACAGUGUUGGUAAGUGAAAUUUAAAUAAGUAUUGUCAGAAGCACAAUUUUUUCUCAUAUUUAGCUGGUAACUGCUUGGUUGGUGGAUGCGGAGCUGGUGCCUGUUGUUCGGCAUUUGGCUUUUGUGGUAAUACUGUUGAACACUGUCGGGGAGGAGCAGUAGCAGUACCAGCAGCUCCAGUAGCAGCACCAGCAGGAGGAGGUUGUCGAGCCACUGGUUGUGCAGCAGGACAAUGCUGUUCGCAAUACGGCUAUUGUGGAACUACCGCAGAACACUGUGGUGGUGGUGGUGGUGUUGUUGCUGCUCCUGCCGCUCCAGCUGCUCCUAUUAUUAAUGGAGGUAGUGGCAAUUGUCGUGCCACAGGUUGUCCAGCAGGAUCAUGUUGUUCCGCCCAUGGAUUUUGUGGAAACAGUGCUGCUCAUUGCGCAGGAGUUAGCUAUGGUGGUUGUGGUGCUACUGGCUGUGGUGCUGGUAUGUGUUGCUCGCAAUUCGGAUAUUGCGGUGCAUCUGCUACUCAUUGUGCUAUUGCUAAGUUCUUGUCCGGAAAACAACCAGCUUCGCUCGAAGGUAAAUUUCAAGGACAAGCGACAUAUUACAACGAAACAAUGGCUAGUUCGGAUUAUACUACAUGUGGUACAAGUCGAGCUCGUUCAUUAGAUGAAAAUAGUGAAAGAAUCUAUACAGCUGCACUCAAUGAAAUUCAAUUUGAUCCAUAUACUGUUAAUGGUAUUCCAAGUACAAAUCCUGUCUGUCAAAAGAAAGCAGUUGCUAAAGGUAUCAAUGGUGAAAUAAUUAUACAAUUUGUUGAUCGUUGUCUUGAUUGUAAAGAAGGUGAUAUUGCUUUAACAUAUGAUGGUUUCAUGGCUAUAGCUGGUGAUAUUGGUAAUGGUCAUACUAGCAUAGAAUGGCGCUUCCUCUAG